This is a messenger RNA of Vitis vinifera (wine grape), 1221 nucleotides long. Its product is annotated as patatin-like protein 2. Lineage: Eukaryota; Viridiplantae; Streptophyta; Magnoliopsida; Vitales; Vitaceae. Gene Ontology annotation, molecular function: glycerophospholipase activity; monoacylglycerol lipase activity. Bases 1 to 1221 code for a protein of 406 amino acids. Gene Ontology annotation, biological process: lipid metabolic process. The record is from RefSeq and is a predicted model, not a curated record. The transcript is spliced from 7 exons.
AUGGAGAAAUCACUCUUACCUCAAGUCCAGCCCCCAACUUAUGGUAACCUGGUAACCAUUCUUAGUAUUGAUGGAGGUGGUAUCAGGGGCAUCAUCCCUGCAACUAUCCUUGCUUGCCUGGAAUCACACCUUCAGGAGCUGGAUGGUGAUGAUGCAAGGAUUGCAGACUACUUCGACGUGAUUGCUGGAACAAGCACAGGUGGUCUUGUGGCUGCUAUGCUAACUGCUCCGGAUGAUCAGAAGCGUCCUCUAUUUGCAGCCAAAGACAUCAGGCCUUUUUAUCUGGAGCAUGGCCCUAAAAUCUUUCCACAGAUAAGGGGUAUUUUUGGCUGGAUCAUGAGCAUACUGAGAUCAAUAGUUGGGCCCAAGUACGAUGGGAAGUACCUCAAAAGCCUCAUAAAGGAGAAACUAGGAGGGACCUGGUUGCAUGAGACCUUGACCAGUGUGGUUAUUCCAACUUUUGAUAUCAAGAGUUUGCAGCCAACCAUUUUCUCCACCUAUGAGGUGAAGAGAUCCCCAAGUUUGGAUGCUCCACUGGCUGACAUAUGCAUUGGCAGCUCUGCAGCACCAACAUACUUUCCUGCCUAUUACUUUAAAAACCAAGAUAAAGAAGGAAAAACACAGGAAUUCGAUCUUAUUGAUGGUGGUGUUGCCGCAAAUAAUCCGGCUUUAGUUGCCAUAACCCAAGUAACAAAACAGGUUUUCGACAGAAACCCAGAUUUCUUCCCAAUUAAGUACAUGGACUUUGGCCGCUUUCUAGUGAUCUCAAUAGGCACUGGCUCUCCAAAGUCGGAACAGAAAUACAAUGCCAAAAUGGCAGCCAAAUGGGGCGUUUUGGGUUGGCUACUUCAUGGUGGUUCCACUCCUUUGGUGGAUGUGUUUAUGCAAGCAAGUGCAGAUAUGGUUGAUUUCCAUAUUUCCAUGGUUUUCCAAGCCCUUCAUUCUGAAGAUAACUACCUCCGAAUCCAAGAUGACACACUACGUGGAAAAGAUGCUUCAGUUGAUGUCACAACCGAGGAAAACUUGGACAACCUUGUGAAAAUCGGAGAAAGGCUGCUGAAGAAACCAGUUUCAAGGGUGAACUUGGAGACAGGUCUCUCUGAGCCAGUUGAAAAUGGUGGCACUAAUGAAGAGGCUCUUAAAAGGUUUGCAAAGCUACUCUCUGAUGAGAAGAGACUCCGAGAGACAAGAUCACCAAAUCCCAUGAAAAACUUGAAGUAG